Messenger RNA from Cucurbitaria berberidis CBS 394.84, 620 nucleotides. RefSeq lists its product as uncharacterized. NCBI's taxonomy places the organism in Eukaryota, Fungi, Ascomycota, Dothideomycetes, Pleosporales, Cucurbitariaceae. The transcript is spliced from 2 exons. The record is from RefSeq and is a predicted model, not a curated record. Bases 1 to 537 code for a protein of 178 amino acids.
AUGGCCACUUCAGCCCCACCUCCUCCACCAGGCGGUAACGACCCAGGCAAAGGCGGUCCAACGCACGCCAUCUCCAAGCUAUCACCACCCCCUAAGGUCACCCGCGCUCGCAACCGCGGUGAUGGUAAGACAGCACAAACCGCGUACUGGAGCACUACCCUCUGGAACAACCCCAGCCAGAGUCAGUACCUAGUUCACCGUCUCAACCAGCCCGCCCCCGGUAAGUGGAUGCGCUGUACGCAUGGUGAAGCUCGUUACGAAGCGGAAACCGGCUACCCUGUCUAUGAGCUCGGUGCAACACAUGGUCGACGCGUGAACUUGCUGGCUGGUCAGCCGCAGCGCGACUGGGAUCGAGCGACAGACAGGCACAUUGACGAGAUCAUUGAGGAGGAGCAGGCCUGUGUGCGUAGGCAUGAGCCCAUGAACGAGGAGAACGUACUGGAGGGUGUCCAAGAGGAAUACGAAGGCCAGGGCGACAGUGGUUUCGAACCUCCUUACCAAUCUUCAACACCGUCCAACAAGGGCAAGAGCAAGUGACACCAAUCCUCCCCUUCCCUUGGUAGUUACUAACAUUGUCCAGCUCCGACCUCUCCUAGUUCUGUUAGUCCUCGAGAUCCCAG